Messenger RNA from Hibiscus syriacus, 1539 nucleotides. Its product is annotated as coumaroyl-CoA:anthocyanidin 3-O-glucoside-6''-O-coumaroyltransferase 1-like. The transcript has a single exon. The coding region runs from base 56 to 1447 and encodes 463 amino acids. The record is from RefSeq and is a predicted model, not a curated record. Lineage: Eukaryota; Viridiplantae; Streptophyta; Magnoliopsida; Malvales; Malvaceae.
GGUGUGAAAGCCUGCAAAAUUUCUGGAUUUUUAUCAUAGGUGGUUGGAAAGCAGUAUGGUUAAGGUUCUCGACAGCUUUCUUGUUUCGCCGCCGCCGGGGGUGGUUCCGACGGUGUCAUUGCGGCUCACUUAUUUUGACAUGCCGUGGUUAUUUUGUCCUAAUGUCCAACGCCUUUUCUUCUAUAAAUUCCCUCACCCUACUUUGUACUUCAUGGAGACCACUCUUCCUAUGCUCAAACGCUCCCUCUCCUUGACCCUCCAACAUUUCUUCCCAUACGCAGCUAACAUCAUGUGCCCUCCAUCUCCCGGCAAGCCCUUUAUCCAUUACACGGAUGGCGACUCCGUUGCCUUCACCGUCGCUGAAUCCGACAAAGAUUUCGACCACGUCGUGGCCGAUUAUCCGCGGGACGUGGAAUUGUUACACCCCUUCGUCCCGCAACUUCCGUCGGAAGAAGUGACUGAGGACGGAAUCCGUGUGCUUCCAGUCAUAGCGCUUCGAGUCACCGUGUUUCCGAAUUCCGGGAUCUGCAUCGGAUCGACUUACCAUCACACGGUCGGUGACGGUAAGUCGUUUAUGCAUUUCAUGAGGUUUUGGGCGUCUGGUAAUAGGUCUGGUGCCACGGAUGGUGACCUAAUUCGUCUCGAAAAUUCACUUCCCCUUAUUAAUAAGGAUGUUGUCAAGGAUCCUGCUGGCCUAGAGUUGGCUUACCUGAAGAAUUACUGGCACUGGGUAUCAUCCCGUGGCGAAAAUUCAGCACCACCCAAAGAUAUAACAUCAAACAAGGUUCGGGCCACAUUCACAUUCGAUCGAGCUCGAGCUGAGAGACUAAAACAAUUGGUUACAACAGGUGAUGCAGAGCAAAAUCACAUCUCGACUUUCAUGGUCACAUGUGCCUUCGUAUGGGUUUCUUUGAUUAAAUCGAAAGAAAACCUUGCCUAUAAUUUAUCGGAUAACGACGACGACGAUAAUAAGUUCUAUUACUUCAUGUUUUCGAGUGAUUGUCGGAACCGUUUAGAAUUUCCGGUUCCGACAACAUACUUGGGGAACUGCUUAAGACCAUGCAUUGUCGACGUAAAAAGAAGCGAAUUGAUCGGAGAAGACGGGAUCGUUUUAGCUGCGAAGGCCAUCGGGAGAGCGAUUAAAGAAGCUAUGAGAAGUGGUUGGGAAUGGGCAGAGGAUCCGGUAUCGGCUAUAAGAAAACGAGCAAUAACUGGGCGUCUUACGCCGACUGCCGGAUCACCAAAACUAGGAGUGUAUGAUACGGAUUUUGGGUGGGGAAAGCCCUGCAAGGUUGAGCUGGCACAUAUAGACCACGACGGAGCGAUGUCCAUGGCGGAAUGUAGGGAUGGGCAAGGCGGAAUUGAGGUGGGUCUAGCUUUAAACAAGAAUCAAAUGGAUGAAUUCGUUGCCGUUUUUGAACAGAAUUUGAAGCAUCUAGGACUGUAGCAUUUGUACUGCUGGUUGGCAUGCAUAUUUUAAUAAUUAAAAUAAUGUUUGUUAUUUUUAGAUGUAUCAACUAAAAAUUAUAGAGUAUUUGA